CUCCCUCUUGAGUAACUUUGUUUUCCGCUGCUACAGGACAGAGAGGGGCCUCGGCCUCGGCCUCCCGGUCCUCCGCUUCCUGGGAAGACGGCACACUCACAACUCUGGAUUCACGCUCCUGUCCCCGUUUUCUUCCUGGGAUGGGCCUCUUGGUGCCCAGCUUCAGCACAGGCCUGGCCCUCCUCCAGGUGCAGGAGGGAGGGUAAGGCAGGGCCGUGAGCGGCUCCCCUGGACCUGUCCCAUGGGCCUCUCUCCACCGCUGCGACGUGGGUGCGCCCAGCUGGAGCUGCUGCUCGGCCUCCGAGAAUGAGCGGCGAUGUUCUCUAGCUUGCCCUAGCAGCAUCAGCGCUCCCUGUGUGCCCCGCGGCUGACUGGGACUAGGGAUUUUCUCCGAGACAAACGGACCACACCGGCAAUCUGCGAUGACUGUCCAGAAACUUGUGGCCACAGCUGUGCUGGUGGCCCUGGUCUCCCUCAUCCUCAACAACGCUGCUGCCUUUACUCCCAACUGGGUGUGCCAGACCCUGGAGGAUGGGCGCAAGCGGAGCGUGGGGCUGUGGAGAUCCUGCUGGCUGGUGGACAGGGGCCGGGGAGGAGCGAGCCCCGGGGCCAGAGCUGAGCACGUGGACGCGCAGGACUGUGAGGCGCUGGGCUGGGGCUCGGAGUCGGCAGGCUUCCAGGAGUCUCGAGGCACCGUCAAACUGCAGUUCGACAUGAUGCGCGCAUGCAACCUGGUGGCGACGGCAGCCCUCGCGGUGGGCCAGCUCACCUUUGUCCUGGGGCUGACGGGCCUGCCCAUGAUGUCACCAGAGUCCCAGUGCUGGGAGGAAGCCAUGGCCGCUGCAUUCCAGCUGGCAAGUUUUGUGUUAGUCAUCGGACUGGUGACCUUCUACAGAAUCGGCCCCUACACCAACCUAUCAUGGUCUUGCUAUCUGAACAUUGGUGCCUGUCUGCUGGCCACCCUGGCAGCUGCCAUGCUCAUCUGGAACAUUCUGCACCGCAGGGAGGACUGCAUGGCCCCCCGGGUAAUUGUCAUCAGCCGCUCACUGACAGCACGGUUCCGCAGGGGGCUGGACAAUGAUUAUGUAGAGUCUCCGUGCUGAAAGCACCCUCCUCAGGACUUCAUCUUUAUAGCCACUAUAAUGGAUUAGUCUAGAAACUGAAGGACUCACCCUGACUCUGCUUGUACCCAGGCACGGGGUGAGUCUUGGUCAUAUAUACAUAUGUAUAUAUACGUGUAUAUAUACGUAUGUAUGUGUGUGCAAUGCUCGUGCACACUUACUAUGUUAUACAUGAAUAUGUCAAGUGCCACCGUUUCUGCCACCAUCUUCCCCAGCCAGUCCACUGCAGCUUCACAUCGCGCUCGGCUGAAGGGUGGGGACAGGAAGCUGGGCAGGGGAGGCAGUGGUGUGGGCGCCCCGCUCUCUGCCUUCACUUGGGAUUAAUUUAUUCUGGAUCUGUUUAGGAGGACACCCAGUUAUAUUUUUCUUUCAUAGAGCAGAAUACCCAGGAAGCUUUCCAUGAGGUCUCUACGGUAUUUCUUUAUUAAGUUAGAAUUUAUAACCAGAUGGUAAUGGCUUUAUGCCAGAAUCAAAUUAAUAGUGUACGUUCUGUUCCUGGUUAUUUUUCUAAGUUAAAAUAAACUCAAACCUCUUA
Dipodomys spectabilis (banner-tailed kangaroo rat) is the source of this 1656-nucleotide messenger RNA. It is a transcript of the gene Tmem204, whose product is annotated as transmembrane protein 204. Lineage: Eukaryota; Metazoa; Chordata; Mammalia; Rodentia; Heteromyidae. The record is from RefSeq and is a predicted model, not a curated record. The transcript is spliced from 3 exons. The coding region runs from base 423 to 1103 and encodes 226 amino acids.